AUGGAUAGUGAUAGCAGUGUCAGACCCAUCACCGUGUUCGUCACGGGCUUUGGUCCAUUCCCCCGUGGCGACGGCACAUCCUACUCCCGCAACACGUCCCACGAAAUCACAAAACUGCUUCCCUCAACUCUACCUCCCAGAUCUCAAUUCAAUCCUUCCUCUCACCCAAUUCGCAUCCUAAACCCCACAGCCGCAGAGGGAAAAGCCGUAAACGUCGAAUACGCACACAUCCGCAAGUAUACUUCCGGAUUGCAUGACUCUUAUGGCGCAACCGCAGACCUAAUCUUGCAUAUCGGUAUGGCAGAUGGCUGGAAUUUCGUAUCUUGCGAACGCAGAAGCUAUAAACAAACCUUUACCAGCGGGUGGGCAGGAAGAAUGUUGGGAUUGGGAAGGUAUUAUAUGAUUAAAGAUGUAAAGGGCAAGACGGUGGAGGAUGCAGGACCUAAUCCUUGGGGUGAGGACGUGCCUAUGGGGUUAGGCACAGGAUUAAACGUUGACGAGCUUGUCGAUGGCGCUGGAAAAAUGCUGAAAACAGCGUUUGGGAGGGAUGUAAGAGCGCAUGAAGAUGCAGGAACUUAUUGUUGCGGGUUCAUAUAUUAUGAGAGUUUGGCGAAUAAGUUCACAAAACAAACUCCAGCAGAAGUCCUAUUCUGCCAUGUGCCAGGCGACCUCGACAGACUAAACCUACACGCAGCCACAAACUCCAUCUGCGCAAUCAUCGGCGCUGCCGCCGCUCAAAUCCUCGACAACCGUGGAGUUGGCCCUGCUCAAAAGAUCAGUAUUGGUGGCAACGAAAGGUCUGCAGAUACGGUUUCUGCGCAACAGAGACAGAGAGCGAUGGAGUUGAUGGCGAGUGGUGGGUUUGAGGCUUAA
Molecule: messenger RNA, 873 nt
Organism: Aureobasidium musti
Lineage: Eukaryota; Fungi; Ascomycota; Dothideomycetes; Dothideales; Saccotheciaceae
Source: the annotation of a GenBank genome assembly